CCUCUCCUAUGGAUUUGUUCUCACUCGCUGUGUCGGGCUUCAAAGCCGUCCAGACAGUCCACACAUGCUACGCUAAGGCGAAGGAGCUGCACACGUUGGCCACUAAGGAGAUAGCGGUUAGUGUGGAGAAGCUGGCUGCUGCUUUACAGUGCCUACAGGCUCCGCUACGGCUCGCACAGUUGCUGCAUACGAGGAUGCCUACCAGUGAAGCUGUGAGCGCCUCUGUAGGGUUGGCACGUCAGGCUGUACGUGAGGCUGAGGAACUCAUCGACACUAUCAUGUCGCUCGAGAGUACCGAUGACGGCGCCAAGGAUGCCUCCCCUAAGGAGGAGGUCGGUGUUGGUGUCAUUGGAGCUGAGGAGCAGGCUCGGCGUUUGAGGGAUGUCAUAGCAGAUGUCUCCCUGGCAGCGCAGAUGUUGACCCUUGGCCUCACCGCGGUCCGUGCUGCACUUCCGGUCACAGAAGGGAUGGAGACCAUCAUAGGCCGUUGGGACUUUGACAACCUUGCGUUCUCAGAGGCUCUCACUAUGAUGAGGCAACUGGACAUGGGCCGGACCUCGAGCCGUGGGAUACUUCUGGCCACUGGCCAGCUAUGGAAGUGGCGUCCAGGAGCCUCGACAGCGACUAAGCACAAGCUGCUGUUGGAGCCGCAGUUUUUCUGUUCGGCUAGGCUAGCACUGAGUGGUAAGGAGGAGGAGGUCCUCGCUACUCUGACCCUUGCUCCGAUAGAGGACGCCAGUGAGCCCAGCGACGUCGCCGAGACGAUACAAGUGGUCCUCACUGAGGAAGGUCUCCAUGACUUUCGGAUAAGACUCCCAGAUGUCUCCUCGGGAGCCCUAUCCUUGCUGGCCACCACCGACAACACCAAUGACGAUGUUCUCGAGCGCUCAUUGUGCUUUAUGUGGACCGAUGAGGAGAGUACAUGCCGGUACGCAUUCGAGUUCGAGUGCUGCGGGUCGGCCAAGAUGACAGCGGAGGUGUUCGAGAUGGCCCUCUACCUGUCCAUGGCUCGCAACUCGAUGGAGCAUCCGGACUUGGGCAUAGACCAAAUGGAGGAGGAGGAGCUCCGCAGCUUCGUCCUGGAUCGUCUGAAAGUUGUCGAACCGCCUGGUCGAGUCCGGCGGGGUAGUCUCUUGCCAGCAGUGACUCCCGCCAAGUGA
Perkinsus marinus ATCC 50983 is the source of this 1160-nucleotide messenger RNA. RefSeq lists its product as hypothetical. Lineage: Eukaryota; Perkinsozoa; Perkinsida; Perkinsidae. The transcript is spliced from 8 exons. The record is from RefSeq and is a predicted model, not a curated record. Bases 9 to 1160 code for a protein of 383 amino acids.